Molecule: messenger RNA, 1847 nt
Organism: Drosophila obscura
Lineage: Eukaryota; Metazoa; Arthropoda; Insecta; Diptera; Drosophilidae
Gene: Vha44
Product: V-type proton ATPase subunit C
Exons: 9
Coding region: 127-1293 (388 amino acids)
Biological process (GO): proton transmembrane transport
Cellular component (GO): lysosomal membrane; vacuolar proton-transporting V-type ATPase, V1 domain
Molecular function (GO): proton-transporting ATPase activity, rotational mechanism
Source: RefSeq, a predicted model, not a curated record
AUUUGUGGGUGGCGGCGGUUAAUUUGCGCUUGAUUUAAGCAGAUCCAAAUUUUAAAACGCACAAAAACCCCUUCAGUGUCUCUCCAUCUACCAGUUCGAGUGUAAUAGCCACUAAAAACCAUCAAAAUGAUGUCCGAAUACUGGAUUAUCUCGGCGCCAGGCGAGAAAACCUGCGCCCAGACAUUCGACACGAUGAACAACCUGACCAGCAAGCAGCACAACCUCUGCAAUAACUACAAGUUCCAUAUACCCGACCUGAAGGUGGGAACGUUGGACCAGCUGGUCGGCCUGUCCGAUGAUCUGGGAAAGCUGGACUCGUAUGUGGAGCAGAUCACCCGCAAGGUGGCCGUCUAUCUGGGCGAGGUGCUAGAGGAUCAGCGCGACAAGCUGCACGAGAAUCUGCAGGCCAACAACACCGAGCUGCCGCAGUAUUUGACCCGAUUCCAAUGGGACAUGGCCAAGUACCCGAUCAAGCAGUCGCUGCGCAACAUUGCCGAUAUCAUUUCCAAGCAGAUCGGCCAAAUCGAUGGCGACCUGAAGACCAAGUCCCAGGCCUACAACAACCUCAAGGGAAAUCUGCAAAACCUGGAAAAGAAGAAGACUGGCAGCUUGCUGACCAGGAACUUGGCAGAUUUGGUCAAGAAGGAGCACUUCAUUCUGGAUUCGGAAUACCUGACCACUCUGCUGGUCAUUGUGCCCAAAAUCCUGACCAAUGACUGGCAUGCCAAUUACGAGAAGAUCACGGACAUGAUCGUGCCACGCUCAACGCAGCUCAUCCAGGAAGACAGCGACUACUGCCUCUUCAAUGUGACGCUCUUCAAGAAGGUCACCGAGGAGUUCAAGCUGCAUGCCCGCGAGCGCAAGUUCAUUGUGCGUGACUUUGUCUACAAUGAAGAGGAGCUUGCCGCCGGCAAGAACGAGAUGACCAAGCUGAUGACGGACAAGAAGAAGCAGUUUGGACCCCUUGUACGUUGGUUGAAGGUGAACUUCAGCGAGGCAUUCUGUGCCCUCAUUCACGUGAAAGCGCUGCGCGUCUUUGUGGAGUCUGUGCUGAGAUACGGGCUGCCUGUCAACUUCCAGGCCAUACUGAUCGAGCCCAACAAGAAGAGCGUGAAGCGUUUGCGUGAUGUGCUCAACCAGCUGUACGGACAUCUGGAUGGUGCCUCGGCUGGCGGCCAAGCCAGCAGUGCUGAUAAUGUGGAUAUACCCGGCCUGGGCUUUGGCCAAUCCGAAUACUAUCCCUAUGUGUUCUACAAGGUCAAUAUCGAUAUGGUGGAGCAAAGCAAGGCUUAGGAUGUGCCGCCUGCUACACCCAUCCCAUUCAGCCAGCCCACAAAAUACAUAAUACACACACACAACCAAGCAAAUAUACCACUAAUGAAAUCCAUCGGCUGAACCAAGCAUUCGCAGUUGCUUUGGCAAAAUUAUACAGAACUACAAGCAGAAUUGAAAUGAAAUGAAAAGAAAGAAAAUAGUUAAAUUUAAAUAAUUUUAGUCAUUGUUAUAUAAUUAUUGUUGUUAUUUAUGUUUGCGCGUUGUCAGAAUUCUGUUUCAAAUUCACUUCCGGCUAGAGAAAUCACAAGACGCGUCAGCAAUCAAACAAAACUAAGCAAAACGAACGUUUCCAGUCAUCCCAGAUCUUGUAGGAGCCUCUUUUUGUAUCACCGUGUCCCUCCUGUACAUCUUCAGUUUGAAAGAAAACCAGUAUUUUAUGUUGUUCUAAUGCCUUACCAUAUUGAUGAAUGAAUUGAAUGUUUAACACGUAGCUAAGGCCCAGGAGUUCCCGUCUCCCUUUUUUGUGUUUGGCAGCAACCCAAUAAACAUUUGAGUUAUAUUUUGUUUUAAAA